Messenger RNA from Exaiptasia diaphana, 1796 nucleotides. Its product is annotated as potassium voltage-gated channel subfamily D member 1. The record is from RefSeq and is a predicted model, not a curated record. Gene Ontology annotation, cellular component: membrane; voltage-gated potassium channel complex. Gene Ontology annotation, biological process: protein homooligomerization; potassium ion transmembrane transport. Lineage: Eukaryota; Metazoa; Cnidaria; Anthozoa; Actiniaria; Aiptasiidae. The transcript has 4 exons. Bases 52 to 1212 code for a protein of 386 amino acids. Gene Ontology annotation, molecular function: voltage-gated potassium channel activity.
UUAUUGACGCUAUCUGGGAAACAACAACAUUGGAAAUCUUGUAUCGCUGACAUGAUAAGUGUGAACGUUGGAGGGCGCAGGUACAAGGUCCACCAAAGCCAUUUAAUGAGGUAUCCUGAUACUCUGCUAGCAAAGACAAAUUACAUCAAGCACUUUUAUGACUCAACAAAAGACGAGUUUUUCUUUGACAGAGAUCCUGACAUGUUCAGAUAUGUAAGUCGUUUUUACCUGACAGGAAAAAUCCACUGUCCUUAUGAAUACGACAUGGAAUGCUGGGAAUUAUAUCGUGAAGAAAUGGAGUUUUUUGGAAUUCCUUUAGAAAACUUUACUGGUGUUUGCUGUUUAGAUGAUUAUCUUGACAAAACCUGUCGACAGGAAGACGAUGAUUUCCAGGCACCAGACCAGAAUGACGUUCACGACAUAGAACUGGAUGACGCGAACACGAUUAGAGGAAGGAUUCGCCGAGGGUUAGAAGACCCCAUGUCAUCGUAUGGAGCAAGAAUUUUUCACGUCUUUAUUGGUAUUGUUAUCGCUGUGAAUGUAUGUGCCAAUGCAAUAGAAACUAUCCAUUGUCAAGCUGACAAGAUACUUGGUGAAUGCUAUCCUACAUUGUUCUUUGUGAUCAAUUCCUUAUGUGUUCCUAUUUUCACUGCCGAAUAUAUACUGGGGGUCCUCGUUUCGUCAUCACCAUGCCAACAUGUACGUCAACCAUUUAAUGUCAUCGAUUUGUUGGCCAUAGUUCCUUUUUAUGUUAACAUCAUCGUUGAGCAGUUGUACCAAGGAAAGAAUCAAGAUCUGCAAUCCUUUUCUGUUCUUCGGGUCUUCAGAAUAUUCCGUGUUCUCAAAUUCGCACGAUACAGUCAGAAAUUAACUGAACUUUUCCAUUCAAUAAAGAAAUCGUCUCACGAGCUGUCCGUUUUGCUGUGUAGCUAUUCUCUUACAGUUGUGCUGUUCUCUAGUGUUUUGUAUUACAUGGAAAGAACUGAUCCAAGCACGCCAUUUGUGAGCAUUCCUGGGGCCAUUUGGUACACUAUUGUUUCAACUACAACGUUAGGGUAUGGUGACAUCGUUCCUGUAACGUUGAUCGGUAAAAUGAUUGGUGGAAUGUGUUGUAUCAUCGGUGCUUUAGUUAUCUCAUUCCCGGUCCCUGUCAUACACGCCAAGGCUAAAGGGUUGACAAAAGCAAGCAAAAAAGAAGGAAUGCUGCUAUAGCAUCAAGAAGUCACCGCUGAUGUUACAAAUCGUUCACUUGAGUGGUACAGGUCGUACAGCCGUUUUCUGACUGUUAUCAAAGAGUGCAGUGCGUCAAACUGACAUGACAAACGAGUAAAACACGUCCAUAUUUUACGAACAGUCACAUUAAACUAACAGUGAUGUUUUUUUUUUCUAGUUUGUACAUAAGUUUUUCAAGUGUAAUUAAUAAUGUUGAUGAGGUUUUUUUUCUUUACUCGUCCAAGGUGGUUUUAUUUAGUCGCCACCCCUCGUUUCGUUGUUGUACAUAUUCUGCAUACUGAACAAAUCCAACUUCAGUUUAUCGGUAGCAAAAGAUUUAAAAUAAAAGCCGGCUUGCGGCGACGCUCUACCCACAAAACUAAUUGUAAUCAAGGGGAAAUAUUUUAAAGCCAAAUUUUCCUGGGUAGUUUGUAUCAACAAGACAUCAUGAACGGUUGUGAUAAUAUUUCUAUAAAAAGUCAAGUGUAUAGUAAUAUUCUGACAUAGUUUAUUAUCGUGCAGCUGGCGAAACUGUAGUCCUGAUGAUGAGUGAAAUGUGAGAAAAUAGAAUGUCAUGAAACUAC